Messenger RNA from Peromyscus eremicus (cactus mouse), 10213 nucleotides. RefSeq names its product 5'-3' exoribonuclease 1 (gene Xrn1). Gene Ontology annotation, cellular component: nucleus. The record is from RefSeq and is a predicted model, not a curated record. The transcript has 42 exons. The coding region runs from base 101 to 5281 and encodes 1726 amino acids. Gene Ontology annotation, biological process: nuclear-transcribed mRNA catabolic process; rRNA catabolic process. NCBI's taxonomy places the organism in Eukaryota, Metazoa, Chordata, Mammalia, Rodentia, Cricetidae. Gene Ontology annotation, molecular function: RNA binding; 5'-3' RNA exonuclease activity.
GUUGUCAUCCUCCGAGCGACGGCCGGAGGCGGCCGCGUAGGCCCGGGCGGGGCGUUUGGUUUCGUUUCUGCACCGACUGGAAUUAGUGUCGACGGUCAAAAUGGGAGUCCCCAAGUUUUACCGAUGGAUCUCGGAGCGGUAUCCCUGCCUCAGCGAAGUGGUGAAGGAGCAUCAGAUUCCAGAAUUUGAUAACUUGUACCUGGAUAUGAAUGGAAUUAUACAUCAAUGUUCCCAUCCUAAUGAUGAUGAUGUUCACUUCAGAAUUUCAGAUGACAAAAUCUUUACUGACAUUUUUCACUACUUAGAGGUGUUGUUUCGAAUUAUUAAACCUAGGAAAGUGUUCUUUAUGGCUGUUGAUGGUGUGGCUCCUCGAGCAAAAAUGAACCAGCAGCGUGGGAGGCGUUUUAGGUCAGCCAAGGAGGCAGAAGACAAAAUUAAAAAAGCAAUAGAAAAGGGAGAAACGCUUCCUACAGAAGCCAGAUUUGAUUCUAACUGUAUUACGCCAGGGACUGAAUUCAUGGCCAGGUUGCAUGAACAUCUGAAGUAUUUUGUAAAUAUGAAAAUUUCCACUGACAAAUCAUGGCAAGGCGUUACCAUCUACUUCUCAGGCCAUGAGACUCCUGGAGAAGGAGAGCAUAAAAUCAUGGAAUUUAUCAGAUCCGAGAAAGCAAAGCCAGAUCAUGAUCCAAACACCAGACAUUGUCUUUAUGGCUUAGAUGCUGACUUGAUCAUGCUUGGAUUAACAAGUCACGAGGCACAUUUUUCUCUCUUAAGAGAAGAAGUUCGAUUUGGUGGAAAAAAAACACAAAGGGUAUGUGCACCAGAAGAAACGACGUUUCACCUCCUACACUUGUCUUUAAUGAGAGAGUAUAUUGAUUAUGAAUUUUCAGCAUUAAAAGAAAAGAUCACAUUUAAAUAUGAUAUUGAAAAAAUUAUAGAUGAUUGGAUUUUGAUGGGAUUUCUUGUUGGCAAUGAUUUUAUCCCUCAUCUACCUCAUUUACAUAUUAAUCAUGAUGCGCUGCCUCUUCUUUAUGGAACAUAUAUUGCCAUCCUGCCAGAACUUGGAGGUUAUAUUAAUGAAAGUGGGCAUCUCAACUUACCACGAUUUGAGAAAUACCUUGUGAAACUGUCAGAUUUUGAUCGAGAGCACUUCAGUGAAGUUUUUGUGGACCUCAAAUGGUUUGAAAGCAAAGUUGGUAACAAGUAUCUCAAUGAAGCAGCAGGUGUGGCAGCCGAAGAAGCCAAGAACUGCAAGGAAAAGAGAAAAUCAAAGGGCCAGGAAAAUUCCUUAAGUUGGGGUGCUUUAGACAAAAGUGAAGGUGAAGUAGUGGCUUCCAAAGAUAAUUUUGAAGAUGAGACAGAAGAUGAUGAUCUGUUUGAAACUGAAUUUAGACAAUAUAAAAGAACAUACUAUAUGACGAAGAUGGGGGUCGAUGUAGUAUCUGAUGAGUUUCUGGCUGAUCAAGCUGCUUGUUAUGUUCAAGCUAUACAAUGGAUCUUACACUAUUACUAUCAUGGAGUCCAAUCCUGGAGCUGGUAUUAUCCCUAUCAUUAUGCACCCUUCCUGUCUGACAUCCGCAACAUCAGUGCACUUACAAUCCGCUUUGAGCUGGGGAAACCCUUUAAGCCAUUCGAGCAGCUUCUUGCUGUCCUUCCGUCAGCCAGCAAGAAUUUGCUUCCUACGUGCUACCAGCAUUUGAUGACCAGCGAGGACUCACCAAUUAUAGAGUAUUAUCCACCUGAUUUUAAAACUGACCUAAAUGGGAAACAACAGGAAUGGGAAGCUGUGGUAUUAAUACCCUUCAUUGAUGAGAAGCGAUUGUUGGAAGCCAUGGAGACAUGUAAUCACUCCCUCAAAAAGGAAGAGAGGAAAAGAAACCAGCACAGUGAAUGUCUAAUGUGCUGGUAUGAUAGAGACACAGAGUUCACCUACUCCUCUCCAUGGCCAGAAAAGUUCCCUGCCAUAGAACGGUGCUGUACAAGGUAUAAAGUAAUAUCACUAGAUGCUUGGCGUGUAGACAUAAACAAGAACAGAAUAACCAAGGUUGACCAGAAGGCAUUAUAUUUCUGUGGAUUCCCUACUUUGAAACACAUCAAACAUAAAUUUUUUUUGAAGAAAAGUGGUGUUCAAGUAUUCCAGCAGAGUAGUCGUGGUGAGAACAUGAUGUUGGAAAUCUCAGUGAAUGCAGAAUCAGAUGAACUUAGUAUAGAAAACAUUGCCUCAUCGGUGCUGGGAAAGUCGGUGUUUGUUAACUGGCCCCAUCUGGAAGAAGCUAGAGUUGUGGCAGUAUCAGAUGGUGAAACCAAGUUUUACUUAGAAGAACCUCCAGGAACACAGAAGGUUUAUUUGGGGAAAACUGCUCCACCAACUAAAGUCAUCCAACUUGCAGAGAAAGAACAGUCGAACUGGACUAAAGAAAUACAAGGAAUUUCAGAACAAUACCUAAGAAGAAAGGGAAUAAUAAUAAAUGAAACAUCUGCUGUUGUGUAUGCUCAGUUGCUCACAGGUCGUAAAUAUCAAAUCAAUCAGAAUGGUGAAGUUCAUCUGGAAAAACAGUGGUCAAAACAAAUUCUUCCUUUUGUUUAUCAAACUAUUGUUAAGGACAUCCGAGCUUUUGACUCUCGUUUCUCCAAUAUCAAAACAUUGGAUGAUUUGUUUCCUCUGAGAAGUAUGGUCUUUAUGCUGGGAACUCCUUAUUAUGGCUGCACUGGAGAAGUUCAGGAUUCGGGUGAUGUGAUUACAGAAGGUAGGAUUCGUGUGGUUUUCAGCAUUCCAUGUGAACCAAAUCUUGAUGCUUUAAUACAGAACCAGCAUAAAUACUCUAUAAAGUACAACCCAGGAUAUGUGUUGGCCGGUCGCCUUGGAGUGAGUGGAUACCUUGUUUCAAGGUUUACAGGAAGUAUUUUUAUUGGAAGAGGAUCUAGGAGAAACCCUCAUGGAGACCAUAAAGCAAAUGUGGGUUUAAAUCUCAAAUUCAACAAGAAGAAUGAGGAAGUCCCUGGAUAUACGAAGAAAGUUGGGAGUGAGUGGAUGUACUCAUCGGCGGCGGAGCAGCUUCUCGCAGAGUACAUAGAGAGAGCACCGGAACUGUUUAGUUAUAUAGCCAAAAACAGCCAAGAAGAUGUGUUCUAUGAAGAUGACAUCUGGCCUGGAGAAAAUGAGAACGGUGCUGAAAAAGUUCAAGAAAUUAUGACUUGGCUCAAAGGACACCCUGUCAGUACUCUGUCCCGUUCUUCUUGUGACUUACACAUUCUGGAUGCAGCCAUUGUUGAAAAAAUUGAGGAAGAAAUUGAGAAGUGCAAGCAAAGAAAGAAUAAUAAGAAAGUACGAGUAACGGUGAAGCCCCAUCUGCUCUACAGACCAUUAGAGCAGCAACAUGGGGUCGUCCCUGAUCGGGAUGCUGAGUUCCGUCUGUUUGAUCGCGUUGUGAACGUCAGAGAGAACUUCUCAGUACCAGUUGGCCUCCGAGGCACCAUCAUUGGAAUUAAAGGGGCUAGUAGAGAAGCUGAUGUACUAUUUGAAGUAUUAUUUGAUGAGGAAUUUCCUGGAGGCUUAACAAUAAGGUGCUCACCAGGUAGGGGCUACCGACUGCCAACAAGUGCCUUGGUGAACCUUUCUCAUGGGAGUCGAUCUGAAACUGGAAAUCAGAAGUUGACAGCCAUUGUGAAACCACAACCAGCUGUGAAUUAUUGCAGCUCAAACUCGUCAGUUUCAUCUGGGCACCUGGGAGGACUCAAUCAUUCUCCUCAGUCACUUUUUGUCCCUACUCAAGUACCUACAAAAGGUGAUGAUGAAUUUUGCAACAUUUGGCAAUCUCUACAGGGAUCUGGAAAAAUUCAACACUUUCAGACAACGGUACAAGAAAAGGGUGCAGUUCUACAUCAAGAAAUAAGUCAAGUAACUCAACCACAUAAAUCUGACUUGAAUGACAACGGUGUCAAAUAUCAGCAAAGAAAACAUGACCCUCACCGGAAACUUAAAGAAGAAUAUAAGAGUCCUAAAGCUGAGUGUCAGACACAAAAACUGUCCAGUAAACAGACUUCUGGAGGAUCUGCCAAAUGUAAUAUUAAACUGUUGAAGAGAAAUGAAAGUCCAGGAUCCUCAGAAGCCCAGAACGUUGUGACUGGUUACCCAAAUGUUGUCGAUAAGCCUCACUCUGGAAUUGAGAACUUCUUAGCGUCUUUGAAUAUCUCUAAAGAAAGUGAUGUACAGUCACCUCACCAUGGAGAGCCCCCAGAUGAGGAGCAUCUAUCACCACAGUCGUUUGCUAUGAAAGGAACACGGAUGCUUAAAGAAAUUCUAAAGAUUGAUAGCCCUGACACAGCAGACAGUAAGAGUGAUGGGAAACAAUUUGAUAAAGAAGUCACUGCUUCUUCCAGUAGAAGAGAUGAGCAUGGACUGUUAGCACAUCCUGAACAAAAUAAGAAGCUGGCAUGCUUUAUGAACAAGCCUCAUGGUACUAGUGAAUACCAAAAUAUUCCAUCUGUGGAUAGUGUGUGUUGGCCUAGCCAUAUCCCUCCUGUAUCCACACCAGUAACUGAACUUGCUCGAAUUUGUUCCCUUGUUGGAAUGCCACAACCAGAUUUCUCCUUUCUGAGGACAACACAGACAAUGACAGUUUGUCAGGUGAAAUUGUCUAAUGGUUUACUGGUACAUGGGCCACAGUGCCACUCUGAAAGUGAAGCCAAGGAGAGAGCUGCACUUUUUGCUUUACAACAACUGGGCUUUGGUGUGAAUUAUCCUUUGCCUCCACCAAUAUUUCCAAAUUAUCCUCCUGCUGUACCAUCCGGAACUGUUCCUCCCAUUUUUCACCAACCUACUGCUAAUAUAAUGCCUUCGUCAUCUCAUCUCUUCGGCUCAGUGCCGUGGAGACCAGCAGUGCCGGUUGCUGGGAAGGUCUUCCAUCCUCCUCCACAUCCCGGGACCAUGCCCUUGGCUGGAGGAGUGCCAGGCGGAGUGCACAAUCAGUUCAUACCUCUGCAGGUUACAAAAAAAAGGGUUGCAAACAGAAAGAAUUUUGAGAAUAAGGAGGCCCAGAGUUCUCAAGCCACACCGCUUCAGACUAGCAAGCCAGGAUCUUCUGAAGCCACCAAAAUAAUUCCACAAGAAAGCCCAUCAGCCUCUUUGAAGUCCUCUCAAGCUGCUCAGCCUGUGUCUUCUCAAGUCGAAACUGCCUCCCAGGGCCAUGGUGUGUCCCACCAGAAAUCAGCCCCGAGCUCCUCGAGGAGGAAGUCAAGGAAACUGGCCGUCAACUUUAGUGUUCCCAAACCUUCUGAAUAAACUUCAUACCUGGGAACGAAUUUCUUUUCUUUCCAUCUACAUUUUUAUAAAUUGAUAUCUAUGUGUCAGAAAUGUACUAUUUUAGAAUAUGUUUAGAUUGAAUAUUUUCUAUUUUUAAGUUAUCAGGCACUUUUCAUGCUAUUUAAGACUAUAUAUCAAAUUGUGCACUUUAAAUAUGUGCAAUUUGUUGUACAUCAGUGAUACCUCAAUAAAGCUGUAAAAAAAAGAUCAAAUUAAAUCUUGUAUUAAAAUAAACAUCAAACUAGGCAUGGUAGUUCAUGCCUAUAACCCUCGUGCUUGAGAGGCUGGGACAGGAGGAUUGCCAUAUAAUCAAGGUUAGCCAGGGCUACAUAGUGAGUUCCUGGCCAGCCUGAGACCUUGCUUCAGAAACCAAAAACAUAAAGUAGAUAUCAGUGGGUUAAAUGUUAAAAUGUACACUCUAACCAUUGGCUUCCUCGUUAGAAGCAUCCUUGAACUAUAAAUUAGUCAUCAUAUUAUAAUAAUAAGCUUUUUUACACUAUUAUUGAGGGAUAGUUAAGUGUAGCAUGAAUUAGGUCUCAUAAUUUCCUAAAUGUGGGUUUUAUUUCUCUUUGAUAAUGUAGCAGCGUGGCUGGGAGAGUGGUCCUUUCUCUGUCACCACUUCAGUCUGUUGCCAGAGUCGCUCCCAGCAUGCUGCAGAGCCAGCGCCCUGGCCGUGGCCGUGGAGCCAGCGCCCUGGCUGGUGCUGCCAGUGUUGCUCUGUUAUAAAUCUUGUACCAAAGCAGCUUUAGAAAACCUUCCAGAUCAUUCGUCUGGCUGCUUCGAACUAGGAAUAGCAAUCUAGAUUUGAGAAAUGACAACUUUUUUUUUAGAUUAUUCAAGAACCAGCAUUAAGAAUAUCUAAUAAAAUUAAGUUUCAAAAUCUACAGGGUACAGUGAUUACAAAUCAGUCUUCAAAUAGAAUACAGUACAAAAUGUUAAUCACUUUAUUCUUGCUUAGGCUUCUUGGGAUUUGUUUGUUUUGAGACGAGGUCUUGCUGUGUAGUCCUGGCUGGCCUGGUACUCAUGGCAAUCCUCCAAGUUCUGGGAUUUCAGCCAUGCAUCACCACACCCACUUGUGUGGCUUUUCUCUGUGUACUUCACAUAGGUGAAAGCUCAUCAUGGGUCCAUGUGUAGAGCUUCCUGGGACUGAUAACAUUUUAAACUUUAUAAAAUUCCAAGAUGUUUGUGUGUAUGUUGCUGACUGCCUGUCCCAUUCAGUUGUACAUUUUUAGCAUUUGCUGAACUUCUCGGUGAUACCACGUUAGUCUCUGCAUGUCACUCAUGGAUAUCUGUGUUCACACCGUUGAAAUGAUUGGGAUUUUAUGAAAAUUUCUCAAUGACAUCAGGGCCUGCAUUUAUAUAUGAGCAUAUAUUUAUCUUUUAGUUUUGUGAUAUGUUUAUAUUUUUAAAGAGUAAAAUGAUCAUACUUUUUAAAAAGUAGGAACCAGUCUUUAUAUGGAGCUGCUUAUUGUUGUAUGUGAUUUCAUUAGCUCAUUGAAAACUCUGCCAUAAGUCUUAAAACAGUUUUACUAUUUUUUAAAAUGCUGUGUUGAACUGAAUUCCUUUCUCUGCUGAUUUCAGUGUUUCUCGAAAUGGUGGCAGGAUAUAUGUGUACUAGUGGUUGGUGCCUUUAGUGUAGAGAGGUAAAUGGUUGUUAUCAUCCUCUUCUAUGGUCAUGUGACUUUCUGUAACUUUGUUUUCCGUUGAUAGAAGUUGAGCUGUUUGUUAGUGCCCAGCACUCCCUCACAUGCAGUGGGACACUGGGCUGAGGCUCAUGUCAUUCUCAGUGUCCACCUUCACUGUCACAAACAUUCAUUGGAGACACAAGGGGAUGUUCAGUUAUGACAGUGCCAUGGUAACUCCUUCCAAGAGCCUCACUUACAUUUAUUCUACCAUUCACUUACUCCUGUGUGAUGGUUCCACCAUGGUGUAUAACUCUGUUCCCUGUUGAACACAGAGGAAGGAUUCCUUUUGAAAAUCCCCUGAGAGAUUUUAGUAAACACAGUGCCAUUGAACCUGUGAGAGUAUUUCUCUAAAAUUUGAGCACAAGCUAGUAGUUAUAUAUGGAGAGCCAGUAAGAAUAUUUGACCUUCCUUCAAAAAACAAAAAUUCUAAGGGUCAAGCUUGAAGGGAAAAUAAGAGAGGACUGCAUACCGGCAGAUAGGGAGUGACUACGUAUUUUCUGCCCCUCCCCCAUAGCUCUGUUGUCAAUGCAGGUCUGACAUCUGUGGAAACAUGCAACCUAAGGAAGAUGUGAGACAAGACUUACUAGCUGGAGAGCUAUGAGGACACAGAUCUGUGGACAUGUCUGGAGGGGUCUAGCAACAUAGUUGCUCUGCAACAUAGUGGUACUGUGGAACCAUAGAGUUUUCCCCUCUGGGAUGGAGUCUGAGCCCACCCUCAAGCUUCUAAAAUAUGCUCAGUCGGCUGUCCAACCUAAGAACUUUUGGUGGAAGUGGUAAAUUUUGGUCACAAAAGGAAAGAUUCCCCCAGACUCUGUUUUUCAUGUAACUAAAAGUUACUUGAUUAAAACUUCCUCUCCUCACUGGAAACUAUUACAAAUAUCCUUGUUCAAUAAGUCUUUUUUAAGCAAAUUAAGUUAAAGAUGGAUCCUUUCAGCCACUGUUUCUUUUCACAAUUCUGUGUGUUACCUGGUCACUACCUUAAUUUUAAAAUUUGGCAGAUAAAAUGCAUUAAUUGACUUAAACACUUUACAGACUAAAGGCUUAAACAUCGAAACCUCAGUUGCGUCAGAAAUUAUUUCCUCCGAAUCCCAGUUUCAAUUUAAGGUUGUCCUUUGCUGAGAAUGGUACCCCCCACCUCUAAUCCCCGCACUCUGGAUGCUACAGCAGGGCCGUGAAUUCAAGGCAAGCCUGGGCUAUGUAGACGCUGUCUAGAAAAAAGACCCUCCUUCCUUUUCAAAGCAGUAAGUAACGAACACUGAGGGUAUUCCCCUCCUUCCCUGAUGAGCAGAGUGAGGAGUAUUGAUGUCAUUUUCCCUGCUACUAUUUCCGUGACUGUGUGUUUAGACAGUUCUAGAUUCCUGGUUCUCGGGAGGAGACAGAGAGGGAGACCUGUAGGAUCUAAUAGUAUUUGCAGACUUCAGUGUACUUUUUUAAUCUUAAGGAAGUGAACUAUAGAGUCAUUUUAUUUACUCCCCUUCUGUGUGUCCAUUCUCUUUGUAUCAAAUAUUUUUUCAUAGUGGUUGUUUAGUUUCCACCUUAUAUGGCAGAACUCCAUGGCUCUCCACUGAAGGUAGCUCUCACACUCUUCUCUGCUAUAUUUCUUUGUACCAGCUUGCUUCCAGACUUAUCUUUUACUAUAGAAGAGAAUCUGUUAGAAAUUAUUAUGAGAGGUAUUCUGUAUCUUUUUUUAAAAAUCUGUCACCAAAAAAAUGAUCAUUUCUUUUUAGAGAUGGUGACAGGAUUGAAACCACAGUUCUUUGUGUGCAUUUCUAUGUUCCUUUGUUUGUUUGUUUGUUUGUUUGCAAUGAAAUGGUCUUUUUUGCAAGCACAUCCUUUGUUAGCAAAAAAAUAAAGCUUAAAUUUUUAGUGUUUUUCAGCCUGACAAUUCAUAUUCCCAUUAGACAUCCUCAUUUUCUGCCAGGCACAGUAAGAGGCAGCUAGAGGGGGACAGCGGCUCUCCAGUAACGGAGGAGCAGACAGGCAGGCCGGAGUUUGACUCUCACAUGCUGAGCUAGACAGCACUGGUCCUUUCUUUUGAGAGAGGGCAGGGGGGAGAGAGUUGAAGGGACAAGAAUAAACUUCCUGUUCCUCAGUGACUGGUCUCAAGUGCAGCUGGGGACGGAGACUGCUGGCCAGUAGACUAUCUAUAUAGCGAAAGCUGUAGAUAGAAGUUGAUUUUCCCACUACUCGGCCCAUCACUACCGAUUAGUGCGGCAGGUGGUGGUCUGUGUAGCUGCUUAGGGAUUAGAAGCCAAGUUUUCAUUCUGUUUCUCUCAAAAUGAUAGGGUGAGAAUGUGCCCCACAGCCUGCUCUAAGGGCUCACUCUGGCUCACUCAGGCUCAGUCUCUUCUCCCCUGUCCACCCAAUUCCUCUCCCCUCCUCCCUCUUGCUACAAAGCCCUUUGAGUUCUCCUGCCUCAACCUCCUAAAUUCUGAGAUUAGAGUAUGGCUAAUGCCCAGUGUGCUUUAAGCUCUAUUAAUCCUGCCUUGCCUUUAGUUACGUGUGUGUGUGUGUGUGUGUGUGUGUGUGUGUGUAUGUAUUUUCUUUUGUGUUUCAAGACAGGAAUUCUUUGUGUAGCCUUAGCUGUCCUAGAACUCACUCUGUAGAGCAGGGUGGCCUUGAACUCACAGAUAUCCUCCUGCCUCUGCUGCCCAAGUGCUGGGAUUAAGGGUAUAUGCCAAUACCACACAGCUAGAUUUUGUUUUUUAACAUUUUCUUUUUUGGGGGGGUGAGGGUUUAAAUAUCUUAUACUUCCAUUUUCCUAAACAAAUUACUUUGAGUGUUUUCAUUUAACUUUUGAGUAAUCAGUGGUGUGCUGUGUAUCAACAUGUUUAGCAUUUUCCUCAUUUAAGCUGUGAUUUCAUACGUAUCUAUCUUCCUUGGUUUCUUUCCUCAUGUAACUAUUUUGUAAGUAACUGGAAUUUUUCAUUAGAUCUUAGAGCAGUAUUUUAUUAAAAAUUCCAAAGGGAAGACUUCUUUGUGCUCAUUUUGUAAUUUUUAUUUUAAAUACCUUUACAUUGUAUGUCAAUUAUACUUAAAGUGUUUUAAACUUUCAUGGAAUGGACUCCAAAUGUAUUUUUAUGUUGUACAUUUGUAAAGACAGCACGAAGUUAGUCUCAAAGGGUUGUGCAAAGGGAUUUCAACUUGCAAACGUCACUGAAGUUCUGGGCAUGUACGUGUUAAAUGCGCUGUGCUUUUGAUUAAAGACGGAAUGGUGGCAGAAGUA